Molecule: messenger RNA, 378 nt
Organism: Peronospora farinosa
Lineage: Eukaryota; Oomycota; Peronosporomycetes; Peronosporales; Peronosporaceae
Source: the annotation of a GenBank genome assembly
AUGGAGACCGUCGACGAAUGCUCUGCAAAACAGACCAGACAUGAUCCUCAUGCAAAGUCUGCCGUGAGCGAAGAAGAAAUGCCUCUUUUAUUCAUGGAUAGAUUGCCGUCUAAUUUUCAUGAGAACGCAGAGCUGGCGGCUAUUGCAACGUUCAUGGACAGCGCCGACGAAAAAGAAAGCGACGAUGACGAUGAAGCCUCUGGCAGCGGCAGCAAACAGCGUCAACAGAGACACGAUGUGUCCAUGAAGUCGAUAAGACGACAAAAACCCUAUACCAAGUUGACACUACAAGACAGGAACAAGAGAAAGAGGGACAAGACCAUGACCUCCGAUACGAAAGAGCUGCAGCUUUUCCUGUCCAUGUUUCAUGUCAGUUAA